AACAAAAGCGAACAGUAAACGUACUCUUGCACUGGAAACAUACAAUUCAUAAGGCAUGAAUAAAAUCCACAUUCAUUUUUUUUUGUCGAUUCUCCCGAUUUCCGCCUUCACCUGUUUAUGACAGAACGGAGCAUAGCAUCAUUUUGAGUUUGAUUCCCGUCAGGAACAGAUCUCAGCUUUCACCGUGUACUUUGCUUUAUUUCCAAUUUCAUCCUUUUUCCACCAAAUAAAUGAAAAGGUUAGAGGAACGUAUUCCCAAUCUUAAUGACAGAUUAUAUCCAAAGAACAACCCCAAAAAACGGUACGUCAGUGAGGAUUUGCCGUCUUACAAAUUAAAUUUGAGUAAGAAAAAAAACAUAUUCGGCAUAAAUAAUCCUUACUGCAAUCCGAUAAUUAAUCAAAUUAAAUUGGGGUCUAAUGAAGAAGUAAAACCUCACAGUCAAAGUUCUGUCAUUAAAAAACGCCCAAACAAAAAGCUUUCAUGCAGUCCUGUUUCUCAAAUAUUAAGUGUUCAAUUACCGGCAAAAACUACCUGUAAAGAGAAACAUGAUCACAUCCCUCAACAUAUGACAGUUGAAGAUCCUAUUGAUGACUGCAAGCCAAAAACUGAAAACCAACUUGAAAACAAGGAAAAUAUGAGCAACGCGCAAAAAGAUAACAUCAAAUAUCCAUUUAUUCAGUGGAAUUUCAAUAAGGCUGAAAGUCAAAUGAAAAAAGAUACUACAGAAGCCUCUAUAGCUCAGAAUUCAGGAAAUAGUUACGUCCAAGAAGUUACACCUAUGGAAUUAGAUGAAACAAAACAAGUGACAAAUGAUAAACUGAUUCAGGAAGGGAAUGAAACUAUUCCAGAUAUAAAACACAACCAAGGUGAAAGGCCCAUAGAGAUGAACUCCGAACCUUCUAUCAGUCAGCUACAUGAAAACAAUGAUAAUAAAUUAACAGAAACAAUAAAAUUGGAAAAGACCAGAGAAAACCGGACAAGAGAGAAUGAAAUAGUAAAUGAAUGCGUAACAAUUGAGGACAGAGAGGAUAGUCAAAAAUCUCAAAAUGAACAAAAUAUAAAUACUGAAGAUUAUCUUGAUAAAAUCUGCACUCAGUAUGUAACUGAUCUUCCACAAGGCCAGAAAGGAACCUUAAGUAAUAAUGGUCUAAUUGAAUUGAUGUUACUCCAAUUAAACUCUAAACCGGUAGUGUUCAUCAAUAAAUUAAACCAAGAUAAACAUUUAUCUUCUCCAGCCAAAGACACAAUCUCAUCUCCAAAAAAUAGUCUUCCACAAUCACCAGAGAUAGAUAACAAAAAGAAAAAUACUAAAGAAUGUAGAGUUAGUUUUGCAGGACAAUCUAGUCUGAAAAGAAAAAGCCCAAAUGACCAGGAUCGGCUAACUGAUGAUUCUGCGAAAAAACCUUUAGUUUCCAUCUUAAAGAACUCCAAUAGGGAAAGAAUGUUCUACUCUAAACAAUCAUUGUGUACCCCUAAAGUUAAUGUCACUCGACUCGAUUUAAAUGAAUUAUUACGACUGUCAGUACAUUCCAGCAAUGGCCCAAUAAACAAUAUUGGAGACGUUUACAACACUCUGAAAGAAUCACAAAGUGGAAACAAUGAAACUGUGCAAAGGCUUCAAUCCAUACAAGAACAAACAGAAAAAUCUCGUUUAGAUUUAGAUUUAGAAAGUUCUUCCCUUCCUGUAGAUAAAUACAAAAAAUUUUUAAGCCAAACCUCAAGUACUGACAGAGUGGAUAAUUGUGAGCGGAGAGGACUAGUUGAAAUGUGCUAUUAUAAAGAUAAUAAUGUUGCCGGAAAAAGAAAUAAAAUAACAUUCGACACUUUUCAGCCUUCUACCAGUACGACAAACAGUGAAAAAGUUCAUAAGACUCUCGAUGACUCGUCAAAUCAAAUUCCAGUCAGAAAAGAUGGAAAUCAGUCUGUGGAAGAUAUGAUGCCACUUUUAAACACUGAUAUUUGGAGAGAUUUUAUGGCCCAUGUCAGCGGUAGAUCAAGGUGUGCGAGUGGGGUUUUGAAAACUUCUCCACUUUUUCAGAGAAACAUCGACCAUGAUACUCAACUCCAAACAAGUCCUACAAAAUUUCCAUCUCCAUUAAGGAAUGUCAGCAUCGACCUCGAUGAACCUGCAAGUGUUAAAAACAGUUCGAGUGACAUUGGAGACAAUUUUAACGAUGUGUUACGGUUAAACACACCCCAAGAAAUUGUUAUAGCGCAAAAAGAACUCUCUAUGGAUUAUUCUCCUGUCUGUUCAAUGAACGAAAACAUAUCCUCCAAUCUUUCUAACCCCUUUCUAGGCUCAGACCAAAACCCGUUGAUGCAUUUAGACUCAUUUCUCAAGAGCCAAACCAAUGAAAACAUGCAGCAGCUUUUAGAAGACGAAAUGAAGAGGAAAAGUAUCUUGGCACAGCUGUUAGAAGUGUGUAAACUAGAUUCUCAUAUAAACACGACUCUGCAAUACGGUUCUGAAUCUUCAGGAUCAAAUUUGCAAAACCCUCUUGUAAAUAUCUGGGACGACUUAGAAUGUGUGAACAUCAAGUCUGAGCCACAGUUCGAUACAUCGUUUGAGAGUGAUGACGAAUAAAUGACCAAAUGGCAAAGGAACAUCUGCAAUGAGAAAAAUUUUUGGCUUCAAGGCAUUGUCACUCAACUCUCAAGUCAAACUGUAUCUUGGAAGAAAAACUUUAAAAGAGCCAAACAGGAAUUUUAACGCAGAAAGACUACUAAAUUUUUACAAUUCACUCAUUAACGUUUAAAUUAUUUUAUUAUUUAAUUUAUUUUAUUGUACAAUA
Molecule: messenger RNA, 2793 nt
Organism: Cimex lectularius (bed bug)
Lineage: Eukaryota; Metazoa; Arthropoda; Insecta; Hemiptera; Cimicidae
Exons: 5
Coding region: 231-2585 (784 amino acids)
Source: RefSeq, a predicted model, not a curated record